AUGGCAGAGACUGCAGGAGGGCGUUUUAUUCCCGUGUGUUGCUCAUCAUGUAACGUCUGUCAGCAUCCUGCACCGGCACUGCGUGACUGUCAGCACUGUGCGGUGCGCGUCUGCUCCAGCUGCUGGGAUUCCCAUUAUGUUAAGGUAGUCACUUCCGUGACCGAAUCAAUACGUGUAUUGCUGGAAAAGAAAAAAGACUUGGAGGAGGUACGCAAUUUACUGAAGGCAAGAUCCCAUGGUGAGGCGUCUCACCUGAGGAAGUUCAUUGAGCAGGCGACGUUGGUGCUUAGAAAUGCCUGCAACAAGUCGUUAAACCUCAGUACUGCGAAUUUAAACAACCUUUUCGCCGAGCAUCGGGCCAGAUUGAAUGCCUCCAAAGGGGCCGUUUGCAACAUAAGAGAGCUUAUAAAGAAAUAUGCUGGGCGAAAACAGUUAAUCCCUCUGAUGACAUUAGAUACUCUGUUGGAUAUGAGGGAUGCGCUAGAAGGUGUAAGUAGUAUUGCGAAACGUACCUCUGAAGGGUUGGAUGCAUGCACGAAGAGACCGAAUUUACGUGUUGAUCGCUCUUUAACUGGGGCGCUUGACACCUUAUCACUGAUUGAUGUGGCACAUCAGGCAGAGAGCAAGCAUCGACGCAGCAUACGAUCUUUAAAUAAUGAUUGGAUUAAUAAUCCGGAGUCCUUUCGUGGCUAUUGGUUAGGUGGUGUUGCUCUCAGGGAGUGUCCUGCGUUGGAUUGCAAAUCAGUCUUCUUCGCAAAUGUUCGUUCCUAUAACCUUCGAACUUUUGUGCCUUCACGGCUUCCGAAGAACAUUAACUAUUCCAAGCACACCCAUCUUCCUAUCCUUCUUAUCGUCGCCUCUGAUAACCAGAUAUCAGAAGAUGCAAGGCUUGUAAUCUCCGUUGUGCAAUCCCUUCGGCUUGCUGCUCAUCCUCUAAAUCUGGUGCCUUUCUUCUCCCAAGUACACCGACUCAUCCGCGCAAAAUUGUUUCAAAUGGUCAUAUUUGGAAACUUCUUGAUUUACUUCAGCCUUCCUGCUGUGGUUAAACUGGCUCUUGAUGACUACUGCAAUACUAAUCGCGUGGUAUUUAUUGCUUUCUUUCAAAACGCACACACCUUGAGAGGCACUCCUGGCAACGACGACUUUGCCAUGUAUCACAGUCCUCCACUGUUGGAGCAGGGGUGGGUGGGUGGACGGAUACGGAAAGGAUUAGGGAAAGGUGGUCAAACAGUGCUUGUACUUCUAACAUCCUAUGAUAGCACUUUUUGA
Echinococcus granulosus is the source of this 1269-nucleotide messenger RNA. RefSeq lists its product as hypothetical. The transcript is spliced from 8 exons. The record is from RefSeq and is a predicted model, not a curated record. Bases 1 to 1269 code for a protein of 422 amino acids. NCBI's taxonomy places the organism in Eukaryota, Metazoa, Platyhelminthes, Cestoda, Cyclophyllidea, Taeniidae.